This is a messenger RNA of Fomitopsis serialis, 1268 nucleotides long. RefSeq lists its product as uncharacterized. NCBI's taxonomy places the organism in Eukaryota, Fungi, Basidiomycota, Agaricomycetes, Polyporales, Fomitopsidaceae. The transcript is spliced from 3 exons. Bases 314 to 1042 code for a protein of 242 amino acids. The record is from RefSeq and is a predicted model, not a curated record.
CACCUCCUUCCCUUCAUGAUGCAAGUCCCUGGACGCUGCGUCGGCCUCCCACGCAGCAGCGUCGACUCCGCCAGCGGACGACAACUGGGCCGGGCUCCCCGUAUUGGCAGGCCAGCAACGCGAGGACGGACGCGCACGGACAGAUGGCGGGAAAAUACGCGUGGCGCCGUAUUCGCUGGCUGCAGCCCGUCGCGACUCCCACUUUGUAUUGCACCUAUCGACCCCUGUCGAUAAUCGCCCUUGGGUCACUCUCCCCUUUCGCUCUCCCCUCUCGCUCUCCCAAUCUCGCCACCUCUACGCGCUGCCCACGUCGAUGCGGGUCAAUUGGAGCACCCGUCGCCAGCGAAGACCGCAACCCACGGGACACGCAUACACCGCCGCCUGGUCCUCUCCCGAGUACGCCCCGCGCUACCGGCGCAACGCUCUCCUGCAAGGUUUUCUCGGGAGGACACUCCGGGACUGCAGUCGCACGCACGAAGCGGAGAAUGCAGAACACGUACCGCAGUCCAUGCAAUCACCGGCGCUGCACAUACAGCAGUACAUGAACGAGCUACAUCAGCAUGGUCAAGUCAGGCUCAGAAGGCGACGUGAACUCGGGCAGGACGACGCGACGCGAGACGCGGAGGCAAGAACAUGUACAAGACCCGGCUACGUUGGGCAGCAUGCGCGUCAGUCCAUGCACGGACGCACCUCGCUAGCCUUCGCUGAAGAGUGCAUGCGCAGGGAUCAACUCGCCGUACCGCGACAUGCACCGAGCAAUCCCGGUCGAGAAGUCGGCACGAAAGCUCAGAGGAUCGAACAGCGAAAGGAUGUAGCCAGAGCGGAAGGCUGGGUGCGCGCUGCGCGGAAGACGAGGAUGCGAUGCAAGAGGAAGACGGCAGUACCGAGCAGAGGAAGAAACGCGGACAACGGACGUCUUGAACACUCAUCCACACGCACCGCGAUCGGGUCCUGCUGGCAGGUGGACGAGGCGGCUGCUAUCACUCGGUUACCGACGCUCCGACGCGUAGCGGGGACCGACCCGCGCUGGGCAGUACGGUGAGCACUGAGCGGUCUUUGCCCGUGAGUGCACCGAGGCUGAAGAGCUAUCACAUCUGCGCUCUGAGCUAUAGCCUGUCGCACGCAGCGAGGCCCGCCGCGUACCGGGACACGCGCUAUCACCUUAUGGUCUGCAGGUUCUUCGUCAAAUCGUAUGCUGCCCAAAAGGCGUCCGCCUCCUUGACAAGCAUCGAGGUGCAGGACGCCACGACGUCCACGCCUAGGUUGGC